GUGCUACUCGUGGCACUCCUCGCACGCCCUUCUUUGAGGGGUGCUCCCCCUCCCCCCUUGCCCCCUCUGUUGCUUCUGCUGCUGCUGUCGACUUCCUUGGUGCUGAGGAGGUUGGGGCUGCUUCUGAUCCUAGUGGGAAGCGCCGCAGCGGCAAGGGCAAGGGAGGCAAGAGUGGUGGGGGUGGCGGCGGGGGGUGGGUGGUGGUGGAGGCGGUGGAGGCGGUGGAGGUGGCGGAGGUGGCAGUGGGAGUGGUGGCGGGAGCGGGGGCGUCGGUGGCGGCGGUGGCGGCAGUGGUGGGGGGGUGUGGUGUGGUCGUGGCGGCAGUGGGAGUGGGGCGGCAGUGGUGGCGGCGGAGGGAGUGGCGGCGGCCGCAGUGGUGGUGUCGGGCUGGAGCUGUUCACCGGCAGCACCAGCAGCGUCAGCGUGAGACCCUCACGCCCCAGCAGCUUCGUGAGUGGUACGCUCAGCGUGGGACGUCAGGGGGUAGUGCUCGCUACCCGUGCGUCAUUCGCACAGGUGACCGCGCUGGUUAG
Molecule: messenger RNA, 533 nt
Organism: Closterium sp. Yama58-4
Lineage: Eukaryota; Viridiplantae; Streptophyta; Zygnematophyceae; Desmidiales; Closteriaceae
Source: the annotation of a GenBank genome assembly